This is a messenger RNA of Caenorhabditis auriculariae, 10774 nucleotides long. NCBI's taxonomy places the organism in Eukaryota, Metazoa, Nematoda, Chromadorea, Rhabditida, Rhabditidae. The record is from the annotation of a GenBank genome assembly.
AUGUCGGUGCGGGGCGUGCGGAUUUGGCGGCGGACCAACGCCCAGCUGCCGCCGUCGCUUCUCGUCGAGAAGAACGGCGUCCUCGGCUCGCUGCUCUUCCAGGAGUCCGCCAUCGCCACCUUGGGUUCUUGAGAGAGAUUAUAGCAAGAGUUGAGAGGCAUUUCUUCAGACUCGGACUCGACGGAGGUCGAACGGAGGACCUACUCGAAAGUCUGCGACACUUACGGAAUCCUUGGCGUCUUGAAUGUUAGCAAAGGUGGAUUUUGUAGGAUUUUUGGGGGUUUUUAUACAAGAAAAAGCGGAAAAGAAAGUUUUAAAAGAAGUCGUAAAACUUCUUUCUUAGGAACUCCAGAGUAGUCCCUAUAGGGGCUCCAGGGCUCCUUUCCAGAAACCACUUUACCAACCCCUAUAGGGACCACUAAUGCUUGCAAAAGUGGCCAUUAUAGAGGCUCCAAGGCUCCUUGUAGGUUCCUUUCUGGUAACGACUACCAACACCUACAGGGAUCACUAAUGCUUGCGAAAGUGGCCAUUAUAGGGGACCGGCUAGUCGAUUAUUGUUAUGAACUUUAUGAGAAGAAUUGUCUCGCGAAAAAUUAAUAAAUCAGCGUUUUUUGGAUGAAAAAUAGCAACAUGGGACGAAUUAAUCAAUUUUGUCUUUUUGAUUUUCAAGAAAGACCCUAUAGGGACCACUUCAGCUAGAGGCCAAAGGGGCUAGACCCUAAACUCUAUAGCGAGCACUCACGUUUUACCACUAUAGGGGCACUUUUUGUACUCCAGGGGAUUUUUUUUCUAACCUAUUUUGGGACAACUUGAGGCUCAGUGGCUUAGGGAUAAGACCCUAACCCCUAUAGGACCACCUAAGUUUUACCACUACUGGGGUUGUUUUUCCCUUAACCACUAUAGGGACCACUCAGGCGUUCCUAAGUAGAGAAUUUUCAGUUUUCUAGUUUUUAAGGGUCUUUCUAAUCAGAUACCUGCCUUCAUCACUUUCUGACCAAAUUUGUAGAUUUAAAUACAAUUUGUAGAUGAAUCGGUCCUCGUCGCCGUCACGGGCGUCCUCUCGGUUGGACAGCUUCAUGGCGCGGAUAUUCUGAAGGUUUUUCACAGUCUGAAAGGAAAAUAUGAAGAGAAUCUUCAUCCAGGUGACCAACGUCGAGUUCAUCUCACUGCGCACCUAUGGCCAUGCUGAAGCCGUCGAUCCCAGACUCAUCGAUGUAUAUUCUUUUGGAAUGUUACUGUACCUGAUUGAUUCUGUUUCAGCUCCAAAGAUUGCUCGCCUCCCAAAUGUUCUAUUUUUCGUCCUCGUCGACUUUUGACCUCACACGAUCUUCUCAGCAUCGAGAUUCUCAUGACGGAAGUGAUGCCAGAUUUUUUUGGUUCGGAAAUUUUUGGAUUAUCUAUGAUUAUUUCGUCCGGUUUGCUAUUUUUCAGAAUAGUUGAAAAUUAGGUCAUUCUUUCAGAUCUUAAUGAAAAAAAGGAUUUGAGGAAUCAUUCUAGGAAAAAGCUGGAGUCGGUCCUAUAGUUUAAAAAAAGCCCCCCUACAUGCUAAAGGACCUUUUUUUACGCCUUAAACGGUUAUUUUUGGACUCUAGGAAGUUUGCAGAAAGUGGCUAGCAGGAAACCAAAUUCAAAAAUGAUGUAUACAGGAAAAAUUACAAAACUGAAAAGGAAAAAAAGUUCUACGUGGUUUUAAAGGGCCUACAGGAUUUCCUUCAAGUUUCUCUCAAGAGGAUGUUCUAAAACAGUUCCUCUAGGACACACUGAUUCUUUUACUCCCUUUAGGAGCCACUUCAGCUUUUCUCAGUUCAUCAGAAUUUAUCGAACUUCUCUGUGACUGAUUUCAGAACGCUUAAUCUGCUUUUUCUCUUGCAUUGAAAAAAAUCCAAAAAACUGAAAAUUGCCUCCGAAUCAAUUUUCUGUGUAAAUUUCAGUCAUUUUUUAGGAAUCGAUGCCUGCAUUUUUCCUUCGAUCGAUACGGAGUCGACACGUCGCAGUGGUUGCUCAAAUGCAUGGCUGGGUAAGUUUAAAAGAAAAAUUUUUAACUUCUCCUGAUUUUUCGAAGAAAUGGAGCUAAGAAGAGGUAAGAAAUAAUCAUUGUGAAAGUUGAGUACAUUUUUUUUUUAAGUAGAACUAGCCAACGUUUUUUAACUGUAAUGUCGAUCUAUGAAGUCUGAUUAGGUUUUUGAACUCUAAUAUAUUUUUACAAUGCCUAACUAGGCAACAGGAAGUCUUUUUUGGGAAUUUGAUGGGGACUUAUGCGAAAUAGGAAGUUUUGAUGGUCCAAUUAGAUGAAGGAGGAUGUUCUUGAAAGCUUCAAUCAGUCAAUUUGUUUGUUGUUCUCGUCAGGCGGUUAACAAGAAUUUUGAAGCUGUUUCGAAAACCCGUCUUGAAAUUCGAACGCGUAGAAAAAUCGUCUUGAAAUCCGAACGUGUAAAAAUAAAAAAAUAAAAAAAUCAUACCGCCCUCCGCUUUGUUCUUGGCGCUUAGUUCAUUCCCUGACGAGCCUAGAAAGUAGCGGAUGUUGUAGCUUGAGCCUGGAGACCGUACUCUAGGUGGAAGCCUCGAAAUGAGAGCAACCACAGAGAAAAGAAGACUGAACGGAAAUACUUGACUGGUUUUUCCGUUUUCAGAAGCGUCCUGGUGCGCGUGGUUUACGUCGGAGCCAAGACGGGAAGAUUGGCUUUGAUUUCGCGACUGAGCUGCGAACGCGUCGGAACGCGAUUCAACGUCCGUGGAGCCAACUAUCUUGGCUGUGUGGCGAAUUUCGUGGAAACUGAGCAGGUUGACCAUUUUUGGACCUCAGUAGUUUAGCUUUCAUGUUUCAGUUGCUCAUUUUCGACGACAAAGAAUGCUCUUUCCUCCAGGUGCGUUUCUUUUCGCCAGUAGAUUGAAUUUUAGGUUUCAUUCAGAUUAAAUUUAAACUUAGGACCUUAAAAUAAUGCUUUCUAGAAAAAACUCCUUGAAAUUAACUUUAGGAAGUUUAUUGAUAAAAGACAGAUCCAUCUUUUGAAAAAAGCAAGGCCAAAAAAAUAAAAUCUCUAUUUUGCGUGAGUUUUGUCUACGUAAACUAUUCCGUUGCCAUUUUGAAAGUCAGUCGACGCUCAAACUCCGCCCCCAAUUUCUCGUUAAACCAAUCAGAGAGCGAGCCAUCCAAAGAGCGUUUUCGAAUGACGUCAUUGUACAAGACAUAAAAAAUCAGAAGUAUUACCUGUAUCGGCAUUAAAUUUCUUCAGUUCCUUUAUAAGCCUGAGAAAACCUUGAUUCCUGAAAAAGCAAGGCGGUAAUAGAAUGAUAUAAAAACUUUAUUUUGCGUGAGUUUCGUAUACGUAAACUGUACUGCUCUCAUUUUGAAAAUCAACUCGUCGCUCAAGCUCCGCCCUCAAUGACGCGUCAAACCAAUCAGAGAGCGAGCCACCCACAGAGCGUUUUCAAAUGACGUCAUUGACAUUUAAAACCUGAACUCGAGUUUUUGCAUUAAUUUCCUACAGUUCAUUCAUUUUUAGCUCAAGAAAACCCUAAUUCCUGGAAAUAUUGGUAGUAAAAUGUCUGUUUUAGAUCCGUGGAUCGAUACCAUUGUUUUGGGAACAACCCGGUGUCCAAGUCGGAUCCCAUAAAGUCAAACUGAGAGCUUUUGAAACCAGCACCCCUGCCUAUCAUCGGUGAUCAAUCGAUCUUCUUAUCAUGAUCCCAAUAUUUGAUUUUUAGGCACCUUGCCCAGUUGAAAUGUCGUUAUGGCGAUGUCACCAUGGUCAAUCUUUUGGGCCGGAAAGAAGGCGAACGAGUUCUUGGCGACGCUUUUAGGGUCUUUUUUCGAACUGUACCUAAUGAAUUUUGCUAUUCAGACCCAACACAAGAAUUCUCGAUACGCGAAUUCGGUGGAUUUCGUCGACUUUGAUUAUCACGCUCAAAUGAGGUUUCAGCCGCGAUUUUUCAAAGAAAAAUCAUUUUUAAGAAUUUCCAAAGACGCAGUAAACAUGUUGAAAAAACGGCUUCUGGACUGCUUGAAGACCUUUGGCUUUUAUUUAUCUGUUGAUAAGGUUAUCAGCAGGUAUGGUUCAUCGGGAAAAAAAUAUAUAUAUAUAGUUUGGUAUUUACCAGAAGACAGUCGGGGAUCGUGAGGACCAAUUGUUUGGAUUGCCUCGAUCGAACAAAUGCCGUUCAAACGAUGAUUGGCCUUCAUGUUAGUCUGAUGAAAAAAAAAUCAUGGAAGAUCCAUUUUUUUCCAGAUUUGCCGAGAACAAGUCGCCUCCUUGUGCUUGGACGCUGGAAAAGUGAAUCUGGAGCAACGAGUCGAGGAAAUUCUCCGAGAUUUGUGGCAGAAGAACGGCGAUCAGUGCAGUAAUAUCUAUGCGGGGACUGGCGCCUUGGAUGGGCGGAGCAAGGUUUUUUUCCUACUUUGAAUUGAUCGACUUGCGAAUAUUCUUAUUACCAUUAUUAUUAUUAUUAUAUUUUUGCAUUAUAUAUAUGCAUGAUAAAAAUCGAGAGAUCCAAAAAGUUUUUUUCCGACUGCAAGUAUGACCUGUCGAGAAAAUCUAGACAUAGUAGCAUUUUUUAUUUUAAACUUACGUGGCCACAACUUGUCCAUUCCGGAGUUAGGCCCAGCCAAAGUAUCUCUUCGAAUCCUAGCUUCCGAAUGAAAUGUGAUUUCAUAAACCUAACUCUAAAUUUUCAUAACCAAUAGAAAAAGUAAGGCGCACGGUUUUUUUUUGUUGAAAAGUUAGAUUGCGAAAUGUUUGAAAAUGAAAUGAAAGAACGUUCACUUAACAUUUGGAAAAAGCCAAGUACGGUAUUUUUUUUAUUGAAACGUUCAUUUGCAAAAUGUUCCCAAUAAGCUUUUCGGCGACCGCGACGCGCACGCUUCACGUCUCUUUUUGUGUGCUUUUUUUUUCCAUAAAUCUUGUUUGCUUUCUACUUUUUCUCAAGACAAACUCAGCUGCUGAUCGUUAGCUACUGCGUUGUUCAAAAAAGAAAUAAUCAUGAAUUUUGCGUUGUAUCUGGGAUUAUUUGCCUGUUUUUGAACGUCAGACAAUCCACAUUUUACAAAGAGGAAUGUUGAAAGAGCCUCGGAGAAUUCUGUAAAGCUCCAAAAAUGAUGGGGAAAAGCUUUUGAGCUCCUUUUUUCAUGGUCUCAGAGGAUUCUUUUUGAAUCUCUUAGAAUUUUCUUACCUUCUCUACCUUCUUUCCAGCUUCUCUAGAUUUUUCUUUUCAUGAAAAUGACUUUAAAGCAGUAUUUUUGUUCCUGAUUUCAUUUCUGAAUGGUUUUGCCAUUACAGUUCAAAGAUGCGAGUCGGUCGCUGGCAAGAACCAUCCAGAACAACUUGAUGGACGGCGCCAAACAGGAAUCUUUCGAUUUGUUCUUGGCUGGAGCCCCGUAUGAUUCGAGGAUGUUCGACCGGGCUUGCAACCUUCUCCCGCCUAGUCUUAUUCAAGGUUCAUUUUUUUUUUUGAGCAUACCAAAAUAAGAUAGAUAAAAAACAGAAUAACGUUAGAAAAUAGAAAAAAUAUAUAAGAAUAUUAUUUUUGGAAACAUUUUCAAAUGGUAAUACAGGUCCUUUUUAUAGAAACUCUUUUAAAUUUGGAAUAUUUUUCAGAAAACUACUACUGUCAUGGUGAGUUGUUGCCUCAUAAGUGUGAAUGUUGUAUGGUAUUUUUCAUUGUGAUUUUUUAUGUGCUUUUAGAAAUUAAUUAUUGAUCUAGAAAAUGAGACUAUUUGCUUCUUUCUUGAUUGCGCUUUGUAGAACCGAUAAAUCUGCAUUUUAGAAAGGAAAAUGAUAAAAGUUUAUAGAAAAAAGCCUUUUUCUGCAUGCUAUUUUUUCUUUUGGGAUUUUUUCUAUAGUCUGUUCAAUUUUUGAAUUUGAAGGGAAAUACCGUUAUUCGAAAAAGCUCUCUGAUUGGUUUCUCGCAUAAUUAGGGGCGGAGCUUGAGCUUGACAUUUGAAAUCCGAACAGGCUUGAGCUUCUAUUGGGAGCAUUCAUUAUUUGAAUUCGUUGGCUUAUUUUUUAAUUUUUUAUUGAAUGGAUUCUAGUUCAGGACGGCUUUUCUUAGAGUUUGACGGUGCUUGAUAAAGCCAAAAAUGUGAAAAAUUUGUGACAUUUGUUUUGAGACAAUUUUGAAUAAUCAUUGAGAUUUCCGAAGCUUGUUUGACGCUAAAAUUGAAAGCAAAGCGGUAUUAAUUUAGUAUGUCUACUUUAUUGAACUGAUUUAGUUCAUUCCGUCACGAUUUUCGUGUUCGCUUGAGCUAUAGAACCCCUUCCCUUCGAUGUCCGCGGCCAUUUUCUGUGCAUGCGCCUUUAAUAAGACAGAAAUUUUAGUCCUAAUAAAAAGCACAUGUGAAUAAUAAAGGCCGCGCGCUUCGAAAGGAAUGGUUUUGUAGCUGUAUAGAAUAAUUAGGGCAAGCAAAUGAACUUUAAAAGUCUCUGCGCCUUUAACUCUGAAGCACGCUAAGAGUCGACUUUAUUCCAAAGCUAUUCAGAAUACGCCGACGCCGUCUCACAACUGGUUGAAAGGGCCCCAGCGAUCGCCGACCCUCAUCCAAUAAAAAUCUUCGUCGGCACUUGGAACGUCAACGGCGGCAAGAACAUCCACAACGUCGCGUUUCGCAACGAGUCCAGCUUGAACAACUGGAUUUUCGCCUCGUCUAGACUUGGUUCGGUCCGCUCUAAGGUCUAAGGGAAACGGAUAACUUUAGUGGCGGUGGAUGAUGAAGAGGCGGCUGACAUCGUGGCGAUUGGCGUCGAGGAGCUGGUCGACCUCAAUGCCAGCAAUCUCGUCAAGGCGAGCACCACUAAUCAGCGACUUUGGUGCGAUAGUAUCCGAAAGGCGUUGUCUGAAAAAGCCCCCUACUUGCUCAUCGGCUCGGAGCAGUUGGUAUGAGAAAGAAUAUUAGGAAUAUCCCUCAUCGAAUACUGUCAGGUUGGCGUCUGCUUGUACCUCUUCGCUCGGCCUCGGAUAUCACCAUUUCUGAAAGAUUUUGCCGUCGCUUCGGUCAAGACUGGCAUGGGUGGCGCCACCGGAAACAAGGUUGCAGAUUAUUUGGAAAUAGUAGUUCUAAUUAGUCGAAAAGCAGACUUUCCUGAAAAGCUCUUUUGAUAAUAACAGCACAUUUACAAUGAUUUAUUGAUCCCUUAAGACGUUUCAAAGCUACUUGAAGCUUGAGCUUUUUCAGAAUGAACAUUUAGGGUUCUAUAGUUUUUUAUGACCUAAAAUAACGGUAAAAAAACGGCUUUUCGCUUUUAGGAACUCAUGAAAUUUUUCUGGACACUUCUGGAAGUUUCUGAAUUUUUCAAUCAGAAGGUAUCUCAAGAUCCUUCAGCGUCUUUUUGGACUAAUUUUCGAGAUUACUGGGGAAAACUGUAGAGGCCACUUGAUAGAUUCCUGGAGUGCCACUUGGAGAGAACACUAAAAUGGGCCCUUUCAGAAGUCACUAUUUCGUAUCUUAGUGACCACUAUAGUAGUUUUUUAGGAAUAGUAGUACUACUUGGACCUCUGAAGAGGCCACUAAAUUUCAAACCUUUACGUGGCCGCUACUUCGACUACUAAAGGGGCCUCUGAAACGUCAAAACCCUAAAGUGGUCACUUAAUCUUUUCCAAGUAUGACUACUCUUUUCUUACGUCAAAGCCCUAAAGUGCUCACUAAAUCUGUUCCCACUAUGAGACUCUUUAUUAGAAAAAAAAAUUAGUUUUGGAAAAGUUGAAACUAACUUGGUUCUUAAUAUCUUGUUUUGGAAAAGGCUCAUUUGUGACAUCUCUAAUCUUUCUAGGGAUCUGUGGCCUUCCGAGUGGUACUGUAUUCGACGAGUAUCUGCUUCGUCUGCUCACACUUUGCCGCCGGCCAAAACGAAGUUCGCGACCGGAACGACGAUUUCACGACCGCUUUGCGGAAGAUCCGAUUCCCGCUUGGCCGUGACAUUGAAUCGCACGAUGUCAUCUUCUGGCUUGGCGAUUUUAAUUACAGGUUUGAUUUUUUCAGUGAAAAGCAUACGACGGCUGGAUCCCACCCCGGGGUGCGGCCUCCGCCCCUCAAUUUGCGGUUUUUGGAGAAUUUGUCUUGAUAUCUCUUUGUCUUGAUAAUCUUUCAGGAACUCGUAAGUAUUUUGGUAAAGUUUCAAAUGUCUUUCAAACGGAGCAGACGAUGGGAUUGAAAAUUCAAGGUCAAACUGAGAUUUAGAAAAUUGAAUUUUUGUGGUAGCUUCAAAGAGUUUUUUCGAUGAAAUUUUGUAUUGCUCGUACUCUGACUUCUUUUUUGGAUUCAUCAAGCCUUUUUAUCCGUUUCAGAAUCAACUUGUCGGGCGAGGAGGUGAAACAGGCGGUGCGGAUGAACGAUUUCCAGAAGCUCCUUGAACAUGAUCAGCUGACCCAGCAGAAGGCCCAAGGCGCCGUUAGUUUUCCCUGAUUUUUGGAAGAACUUGAUAGAUCAGAUCUUCAGUUUAUUGAUUGGUAGGACAGGAGGAGUGAAAUUCCAAUGUAAACCUUGACCUUUUCGGCUGAAAAGCAAACUUCGCCUUAGCCAACCCCCCACCCCCUCGCUCUUCAAAAAUUUUUCAAAAAGUCAACCCUCCUGCACUGACUAGGUUCUGUACCACUUCUGAGCCUACUUUAAGAUUAUCGUAGUCUCAAGAAACGCUUCCAAUUUCUCUCUCAGACGUUCGUCGGCUUCAACGAAGGGCCACUCCGGUUCGCGCCAACCUACAAGUACGACACGUUCAGCGACGAUUAUGAUACCAGCGAAAAAUGCCGCGCGCCGGCGUGGACUGACCGCGUCUUGUGGAGGGAACAGCGUGCCCAAGCCGACACUCGGCUUUUGAGGUUGGCAGCUUGAUCUUGUUGGCUUCUCUUGGAAAAACUAUUGGUUUUCAAAUGAUGUUUUACUGAAAAUACUUUAGUGGUCACUUGAGAGAUUUCUCAAGGAUGUACUUGGAGAGGACACUGAGGUGGCCACUAAGAUGACAUCUAUAGAAGCCACCUUUGCGUCUUAGUGGCCACUAUAGUAGUUUUGGUGGUCUAGUAGCACCACUAGGCUUCUAAAGAGAUCACUAUAUUUCAGCCACUUAAGGGGCCUCUAAUUCAACUACUGUAGGGGCCUCUAAAACGUCAAAACCUUGAAGCGGUUCGAAAUUCGACAGUUAACUCGAUAUUUUUAAGAAGACCUGAAUUAGAAGUAUUUUAAAGUAUUUUAGUGGUAAUAAGAGGUAACCCAACAGAUUCCCUCAUAAAAUUCAAUAAAAAAACCAGGAUCGGUUUUUGUUCAGCUAUGACCGCGCCGAACUGAAGACGUCGGAUCAUCGACCCGUCGGCGCCAAUUUCCUUGUCAACACCUACAAGGUCGACAGCGCCAAGUGCAUUGAACUCGUUGAAGACGUCAUCGAGUAACGUCUUCUAUUUUUUCCAUGCCAUGUUUCUGAUUUCGCAGAUCUAUGGGACCUCCUGACGGGACCAUCAUUGUUAACUUUGUCGGGAAGCAAAGAUUUCCUCCAGCCAUGUUCCCGCCGGUCCACGAAAAGCUCAAGGAAUUGGGAGUACGAGUCCUUCUCAGCAAGUGAGAUCUCAAAAAUGAGAUUGAACCCAUUCUGGUUUUUAGGUUUGAGAAUGGAGAUCUGUGGAUUGUCGUGAAUAGCGGGGAGAGUGCUCUGGCAGCCAUGAGCAUGGAUGGAUUGAAAAUUGGUGAGGAAUGGGGUCUAUGAAAGUUCCAAGGGUGGUCAUUUUAUUUUGCAUUCUGGUGAUUUCAGAAUGUUGUCCCUCAAUGUACCAAACGAAGAUUCUAACUUUCUGUGGCUAGUUUCCGAUGAAGAUAGGCUCAAAGUCAAUAAAGUCGUCAAAAAAAAAUUCCAGGAUCUGCAUACUGACAUUCAUUGGUUUUUCCCCGUCCUAGAACUUCGAAAAAUCCCCCUCUCCCCCCUCAAAAAAAUGCCGAAAACGCGCGUGGUAGCUUCCGAUUCUCAGAUUUUAACCACGAGAAAUGACCCUGAAGUCACGAUUUUUUUUACCACGGAUCUACCGAAUUCCUCCCCCGGGAGAAAGCUCCUGAGUUUUAAUCGAUCCUUCAAAAAUUAUAAUAUUGAUUAACAUGACCCACUUUUUUCAGAAGGAGAGACUUUGAAGGUGAAGUUACGAUCGCCAGAUUGGGCCUACGCUCUGAAACCCCAACUUUCUGAGUUGGACCUCGCGUCGGCGGCUUUCGAAUCUACCAGUGAAGAAGAAACGGCUAGACAAUCUGGGGCCAUGUUCGAGUUUGAAGGUAUCUUCAAGAAAAAGAUUCAAAUUUUCUCUGGAUCUUCUUCAGACGACGAGGACGACGACAAGAUUAGCGUAAGCAAUAUCUCCUUGUACUCGACGGCGCCGUCUACCACGACAACACUGGCUCCAGAACGACCUCGACCGCCGUCAGCUCGGAGCGACGCCAUCAGCAUCGCCAAUCUGGAUUGGCCGGCUGAGGAUGGGUGAGAAGAGAUCGAAGAAUCCUUGUUCAGAGAGUUAAUUUGACAGGCCCGCGACGCUUUCCACCUCGAUGCCUUCAAGGGCUUCAUCGGCUUCGCUGGCCAACUCCACCUGGUAUGAGCAUGUUCCGCCGAUCGCCGCGCCGCCCGCCCAUCAACCGACGUCGAACGCGACUCCGCCUCCACCGCCUCAACGUCUUCUGCAGCAGCAGCUGUGCCAGGCUCCGCCACCACCGCCCAGGAACACCUCCCAGGCCCCGCCGUUGCCCACAAGACCUGCUCCUCCUCCGCCGCCGCCUCGACCUCAGCCACUCAUUCCGCCCAGACCAGCCGGCUUUUGA